CUUGAACACUAUCACUUGAACCCUAAUUCAAAACUAUGCUAAUGAAGUAAAUACUAUCGUCUCUGGAUUUCUCUGGUCACAACAAACGUACAUAGGACAAUGGGUGGAGGAGCAGGUACUCCGGAUUUCUUCUAUAGAGAAGCUCAGCGCCUGGGUUAUGUUGCCCGCUCUGCCUUCAAGUUACUGCAGAUGCAGAAGCAGUACAAACUCAUAACCCCUGGUUCCUCUGUUCUUGAUCUAGGAUGUGCUCCUGGUGCUUGGCUUCAGGUGGCAUGCCAGAGUUUGGGUCCAUUGAAAUGCAGUGGCGCUAUAGUUGGGAUCGAUACAAAGAGCAGAAGGUGAAGGUUCCAGCAACGCACUGUGAUUCAAGGGUUCAAACCGUUUGUGGCAAUGUUAUGGAAUUACCAAAGGAAAAAAUUAAGGACCUUUCUCCUCAGAAAAAGGGGUUCUCUGUCAUACUUUCUGACAUGUGUCCACUAGUUUCUGGAAUAACAACGAGAGAUUCCGUUCUAUCCGCCGAACUGGGACACCGUGCACUUGAUCUGGCUGUUGGAGGAGGUGCCUUUUCUCCUCAAUGCACGAAUCCUCAAGUUGACGGUGAAUUGAAUGACAUUGGGGAUAAUGGUAUAUUACAACUUGGAGGUCAUCUUGUCAUAAAGCUCUUGGAAAGUGAAGACACCAAGGAAAUUUGUGAGAUAUGCAAACCUCUCUUCAGAAAGACAUCAUGGCUGAGGCCAAAAGCAACAAGGUCAUCUUCAAGAGAGAUAUAUUUGAUUUGCCAAGGUUUGCGCAGUCGUCGAGCCUCCUAAUUCUUCAUCCUCAUGUGAGUCUGAAUCCCAAAUUCUGGUUGCUUCUUAUUGAGGUUGGCAGCUAUGUUUUCUUUUGUAUAUAGGAAAUGUCAUUGAAAACCUCUGUAAACUUCUACUCUAUAAUUUAAAAGUGAUAAACUAUGAUUAGUCGAUUUUUAUUUUUUUUCCCUUUUCGUUAACAAUUCUUGUUUUAGUCUUAUAUUCUCUUAGAUAGAGUUUGUCAAUGUGAAAAUUUGUUUAUUUUUCAUGGGAAAUAGAAUAGGAGAACGUUUCGAAUAUUGAUUUCUCUUUUGUUGCUCAGGAGUUGGCUAGAGCAACUUGUUGGCUAUCAGUUUUUCAUUAGAAACCCGUUUCUAAUAUUGAUU
Messenger RNA from Cuscuta europaea, 1174 nucleotides. Lineage: Eukaryota; Viridiplantae; Streptophyta; Magnoliopsida; Solanales; Convolvulaceae. The record is from the annotation of a GenBank genome assembly.